Oryza sativa Japonica Group (Japanese rice) is the source of this 1409-nucleotide messenger RNA. RefSeq names its product ribonucleoside-diphosphate reductase small chain. Gene Ontology annotation, molecular function: oxidoreductase activity. The record is from RefSeq and is a predicted model, not a curated record. Gene Ontology annotation, biological process: deoxyribonucleotide biosynthetic process. Lineage: Eukaryota; Viridiplantae; Streptophyta; Magnoliopsida; Poales; Poaceae.
AUCUUUCCCGGCACGGCGCCCUCCUGCUCCUUCCCUCGCAAGCCACCCCCGCCGCCGCCGCCACCAAGGCGCGAAAUCCAAAAUUCGCGCGCGCCCGCCGCUAUAAAGGCGAGGAGGGGAUGCCUCCUCCUCCACACCCACUCGCCGAGCCAACUCCAAUCCCCAAACCACCAGAUCGAAUCGCGGUUGCCGCGGCGGAGGCGAGGAGGAAGACGAGGAUGCCGGCGGCGGCGGCGGCGAAGACGCUGGUGCCAGCCCGCGGCGGCGGCGACAUGGAGGAGCCGCUGCUGGCGGAGUCGUCGGAUCGCUUCUCGAUGUUCCCGAUCAGGUACCCGCAGAUCUGGGAGUUCUACAAGAAGGCGGUGGCGUCGUUCUGGACGGCGGAGGAGGUGGACCUCUCCGCCGACGCGCGCCACUGGGACGCCGCGCUGUCGCCCGACGAGCGCCACUUCGUCUCCCACGUGCUCGCCUUCUUCGCGGCCUCCGAUGGCAUCGUGCUCGAGAACCUCGCCUCCAGGUUCAUGUCCGACGUGCAGGUCGCCGAGGCUCGCGCCUUCUACGGCUUCCAGAUCGCCAUCGAGAACAUCCACUCGGAGAUGUACUCGCUUCUGCUCGAGACGUACAUCCGCGACGACGUCGAGAAGGACCGCCUCUUCCGCGCCAUCGACACCGUCCCCGCCGUGCGCCGCAAGGCCGACUGGGCCAUGCGAUGGAUCGACGGCGGCGAGCGCUUCGCCGAGCGGCUCGUCGCCUUCGCCUGCGUCGAGGGGAUCUUCUUCUCGGGUUCAUUCUGCGCCAUCUUCUGGCUCAAGAAGCGCGGACUCAUGCCGGGCCUCACCUUCUCCAACGAGCUCAUCUCCCGCGACGAGGGUCUCCACUGCGACUUCGCCUGCCUCCUCUACGACCUCCUCCGCGGCAAGCUCGACGAGUCACGCGUCCAGGAGAUCGUCGCCGACGCCGUGGACAUCGAGAGGGAGUUCGUCUGCGACGCGCUCCCCGUCGCGCUCGUCGGGAUGAACGGCGAGCUCAUGAGCCAGUACAUCGAGUUCGUCGCCGACCGGCUGCUCAUGGCGCUCGGGUGCAAGAAGAUGUACAACGUCGCCAACCCGUUCGACUGGAUGGAGCUCAUCUCCCUGCAGGGCAAGACCAACUUCUUCGAGAAGCGCGUCGGCGACUACCAGAAGGCGUCCGUAAUGUCCAGCCUCAACGGCGGCGCUUCUUGCAACCAUGUCUUCAGCAUCGACGAGGACUUCUGAUCACAUCGACUGCCAUAGUAGUAUUAAAGUAGAAAUACAUGUUCUCCCAAAGUGUUCGUAUGGUUUCUUGUUUUAUUUGUUCUGGUUUGACAUGUACUCCUGUAAUGAAUCAAGUAAAAAGUUUCUCAAUACAUCAACUGGUCAUUGCCUGUA